AUGAGAGGAAUACUGGCAGCAUUCACUUUAUUGUGUGUUUUAGCACAACAAACAUUUGGUACGAAACAGACUGAAGUUGCCACCUUAAAUCAAGAUGGCUCGCUCCUAACAGACGAUGUAACAUGCUACUAUCGUGGAAGGAACAUCUCCAACGGCGAAACAUUAAAUCUAGAAGACCCUUGCGAAGGAUGGACGUGCCACGCUCCGGAGAAAAAAGUUACAGUAAUGGGGUGCCAAAUCAAGAGGAGUUACGGCAACUGUCUCUUACGUUUCAAAAGUGGUGAAUACCCAAACUGUUGUCCUGGCCGUUCAUUGUGUUAG
Messenger RNA from Ixodes scapularis (black-legged tick), 321 nucleotides. RefSeq lists its product as uncharacterized. Lineage: Eukaryota; Metazoa; Arthropoda; Arachnida; Ixodida; Ixodidae. The transcript is spliced from 3 exons. The record is from RefSeq and is a predicted model, not a curated record. Bases 1 to 321 code for a protein of 106 amino acids.